This is a messenger RNA of Falco peregrinus (peregrine falcon), 2016 nucleotides long. RefSeq names its product sperm associated antigen 16 (gene SPAG16). The record is from RefSeq and is a predicted model, not a curated record. Gene Ontology annotation, biological process: axoneme assembly. The transcript has 17 exons. Gene Ontology annotation, molecular function: protein binding. Lineage: Eukaryota; Metazoa; Chordata; Aves; Falconiformes; Falconidae. Bases 1 to 2016 code for a protein of 671 amino acids. Gene Ontology annotation, cellular component: axonemal central apparatus.
AUGGCAAUCCUGGGUGACAAUCUCUGGGAAGAAAAAGCGAAAAUAAUAGUUUCGCAGCUCAAUGGCACCGCCCGCCCGCUGGCCCUGCGCGGGGCGCGGGAGCCUCUUCUCGCGAGAGGCCGCCCCGGCAACGGCCGGACGCGGCGGCGGGAGUCCGCGGCCAUGGAGGAGGCGGCGGGCUCUGAGGCGUCCUUCUGCCUGCAGAAAUUUACCAUAUCUGACGAUUCUAAAGAUGAUUAUCAGUAUGAGGAGGUUCCAGCAGAUGAUGAGUUUAGCCUUCAGGGAGAUGAUGAGGAUCUGUCAAAGGCUUUGCAGACUAUUCAAGAGCAGGCUGAAGAUGCCCACAUUCUAGCUUUGCAAUCGGUUCUGACUUCUGAGAAAUCGGUGUCUGAAUUACCUGAAGCAAUAGAUGACUUCUUCUGCAAUUUCCUGGUCAGAUUUGGAAUGUCCAGAACCCUUGACUGCUUCCAAACUGAAUGGUAUGAACUUGUACAGCGAGGUGUGUUCACAGCCAAAGAUACUGGAUUGGUUCCAACUGUGUAUACCCGCAACCAGCAACUUGAGGCUGAGAAUAUGUGUUUGAAGAAAGAUUUGGAAAACUAUAAAGUUGCUGCAAACAAAGCAAAAGAGGCUUUCCUAAAGAUGCAGAGAGAACGUGACUUCCAUCGAAUGCAUCAUAAGCGAGUGGUCCAGGAGAAAAACAGGCUUGUUUGUGACAUUAAAAGGCUGAAGGCACAUUAUGCAUCAUAUGAACCUGUGCUGAAGCAGCUGACUGAAAAAUACCAGACUACAUUGAGACAGAAAAUGUUAACUACUUUGGAGAGAGACAGAGCACUUGAGCAGGUUACAGGUUUGCAAGCCACGCUAGAAAAUUUAGAGUCUGGAUGUGCUAAUCAGAUUCCCGUGACAAAAGCAAACCACAAAUGUCAAAGGAAGAAAGAAUUAGGUCCCACCCAGAAAGCUCUUCAGGAGGCCAGGCAGCAAAAAAACCUUGGUGCUAAAAGCUCUUCAUAUGAUCCAGUCAAGGGUGCUGAGAAGAUAGGCAAGAGAUACCCAAAGGAUUCAGAGUUCCCUGUUGAUACUCAGGUGAACCCAUACUUUGUGCAUGCUAAAGAAUACACUCAACCCCUGAAAUCUGGAGAGUAUAAACUGAGCAACGCUUUAAAAGUGCACAACUUGGCAGUGAACUGCUUGGUUUCACAUCCCCGAAAAGACAUUGUAGUCACUGGCAGUGAUGACCACCUCUGGAAAAUGUGGGCUUUACCUGAUGGGAACAUCAUCAUGACAGGUGAAGGUCACACUGAUUGGCUUUCAGGCUGCUGCUUCCAUCCAAGUGGUACCCAGCUGGUCACUUCAAGUAGGGAUACUACAGUGCGGAUAUGGGACUUUUCAAAACAUGGAUGCAUUCUGACUUUAGAAGGACAUGCCCACGCUGUAUGGGACUGCUCAUGGCAUUCAUGUGGUGAUUUUGUGGCUUCUGCCUCCAUGGACAAGACAAGUAAAAUAUGGGAUGUUAACAGUGAAAGAUGCAGAUACACAAUGUAUGGCCAUAAAGAUUCAGUCAAUAGCAUUGAGUUUCUUCAGUUCUCCAACACCGUUCUCACUAGCUCUGCUGACAAGACUUUAUCUCUCUGGGAUGCCAGAACGGGGCUCCGUGUUUACACAUUCUAUGGUCACCUGCAUUCCUGUAAUCAUGCUACAUUCAACAUGAAGGGUGAUACAAUUGCUUCCUGUGACUCCUCUGGCAUGAUGAAGCUCUGGGACAUUCGGAAGUCGGCCCCUAUUUUAUCCAUAGAUGCAGGCCCACAUCCUGCCAAACAGGUCAUCUUUGAUCACUCUGGUCGUGUCGUGGCUCUGGCAAGCAGUGACGGAUCUGUCAAGGUUCUGCAACUUGAGUGUGGGCAGCUCUCCAGCCUGCGGGGCCACGGCGGCGAGGUGCGCAGCAUCACCUUCCAUCACAGGGCAGAGCAGCUGCUUUCGGGGGGUGCCGAUGGAACGGUGUGCCUCUGGAGCUGA